Messenger RNA from Lottia gigantea (owl limpet), 2641 nucleotides. RefSeq lists its product as hypothetical. The record is from RefSeq and is a predicted model, not a curated record. Bases 97 to 2583 code for a protein of 828 amino acids. The transcript is spliced from 21 exons. NCBI's taxonomy places the organism in Eukaryota, Metazoa, Mollusca, Gastropoda, Lottiidae.
GAAGUUCUUCUCCGUAGAUUGGCACCUUGUCCAGUGCGAAUACUUAAGAUUUCAGAAAAAGACGGAGCGAUCAGAAGUAAAAUCCCAUAGAAAAAGAUGAUUCCUCAGAAGGGAAAGAAAGUAACUUUAGGUCAGCUCGGUGCUUUGUUGACUGGUGGUGGUGGCGGUACAGGUGGUCGUAAGAAGUCAGUUGUCAGAUCUUCUAGUAGUAGUUGUGUACAUGUUGAUAAUGAUAAAAAGAACAACAAAAAGAAGAAAGGAUCAGAGAAGAGCGUGUCCAGCUUGCAGGACAUCUGUCCUCCCCCUAAACCAGCCGUCCUCUGGAAUGAAGAAAUAGCUAAACUGAGCAUUUUACGAAAUCCAUGGCAGAAGGGAAUUUUGGUGAAACAAAAACCGAAGAAAAAAGUGACUAAAUAUUCCAUCAAAAAAUUCAAACCCAAAAAACGAGAAGUUGUGGUUUCGUAUCCAGCUGAGAAAAGUGCUCCGUGUAAACCAUAUAUAGGACAGAGUAACCCUUGUAUCAAAUUUGACAAAGAUGGUCAUAUUGUCCCAUAUUGUAUACUGGGUACGGAGGAGGAGUUUUUCAAACAGAGUAGCAAGAAGGGACAACUCAUUCCAGAGGAUGAAGAAGAUAUAUUAUGUGACGAUAGAGAAUCAAGUGAAUUAUCCGGGUCAGCUACCAGUCAAAUACCACAAUCAGCAUAUUGGGCUCAUGUUGAUGAAAAGAGAGCUUUACUGUUUCACGAGGAGACUCUUGUGGAAAGAAAAAUCAUAAGAAAACGACUAGCAGAGUCUACCAAACGAGAGGAAAGAUAUUUAGUGAUGAGUGAUGAUUUUAGACAACUGAAGGUCGAUAAAAACGUCAUGGUAAAUAAUGAUAAACACAAUUUUUGGGAUACAGAAAAGAAAGAUACAAGAUCUACAGGAUUCUGGAAAUUGUCCUCGUUUCUAAGCCAAGAAAUAGGUGGAUGUCAUUAUACUCUAACCCAAGCUGAACAGGGUUGGCCAAAAUCUCCACAAUUGAUCGGCUUCCCAAUAUGUACUGUUCAAGAAAGAGUAAUGGGCGCAAAAACGAAAAUCCCAACAGUUUACUCUACUCCUGAUACAACCAAACUGUAUAUGAAAGGAACAGCCCAAGGUGGCAGCAUUUGUGUGUCUCCAGGAUGGGAGAAUCUAUUGGAAGACGAGGAAAAAGUUACUGUCAUUACACCAAGAGAAAUAGAUUUUUGGAAUAAACAGUUGUAUGUUAACCCUGAUGGUACUUGGAAAUCAUUCUCAUCAACUGACGAAGAUUCUCGUUGUAAAAUGCCAGUAAUCACAAUAACUGGAGCUUAUAAUUACGGCCCAAGGAUUAGAUUAUGUGGUCAAGCGGCUAAAUGGUAUCCUAAGAAUAUAAACGGUGGUACUGUUCAUGCAGAAGCUGGAGAAAUUGGACCAAUCAACAACAUCAUCUCUUUCAAUGUUACCUUGGUUAAUUGUGGUUCUACUGUUUUAUACUACGAAUGGCAGAAAAGAGAUAAGGAAAGACCAUUUGGAAUCCUCAGACCAUCAAAAGAAAGUUUUUACUUCAAUGAUCAUACAGGCACUUUAGUUCAGGGAGAGAGAAAAACAAUCCCGUGUAUGUUUAAAAGUCCCACGGCUGGUUCUUUCUCUGAACAAUGGACAUUGUUUACCAAACCAAAUCUUUGUGGACAGGGAGAAAUAAUACUAACAUUGUGGGGUCUGGCUACAACUGAAGAUGUUGAUAUUUACAAUCGAAAGUCCGUUGACGAACACCUAUCAGAAAAGAUGAAAGAAACGGCCAUCAAGUUUACUAUUGAAAGUAUUUUAGAACGUGUCUGUACACCAAGUGAUUUGUAUACUGAUCGUAAUAUACCACCUACAGGAUCAGAUUUGUUUCAAUAUAAAAACAGGUUGCCAUACAACAGUGUCAAUGUCCAUGAUAUACUUCAAUUAGCUAAUAUUGUUGACUCAUCUCACAGAUUUACUACAUAUAAUAUUUCAAUAAAAAGAUUAAAUAAAUUAAUCAGAAGAAAGGAGAUGGUAGAUGAUUUGUUGAAUGAAGAUGAUCCCGAUAAUCCUAUUGUCUUAGAAUUAGGACAGGAAUCGCUAUUAAAGGAACUAAAUACAAUAAUUAGUAAAUUAUCAUUCCCUUCCUUCAUACCAUCAUUAGAUCGUAAAUCUGAGAUAUGUCGUGGAAUGUUGAGCAAUUCUGUUGAUAAAUUUGUUGAUGUUAGUCAGAAGUUGAAGGAGAUGUAUGGUGUUAAAAUUGAAAAGGUUAUACAAUGUAAAGAAAAUGUAAAUGAACCGACAGUAAAGAAAUCAGCAAAAGAAGGAAAAGAAAAGAAAGGAUCAAGUCCUAGUAGAAAUGAGAAACAUGGUAGUAAAGGAAGUAAGGUACAUGUUACAGAGAAACACCACAGUGCAGCCACCCGUCGUCCAACGCUGACUGAGAUUAUAUAUAUUUUAAAAGAGGAUCCCGAAAUUUACAGAAGAUAUUGUGAUAAACUUUAUAUUGCUUGUCAGGUGAUAAUGGUGGAGUUAGCAGAUAACAUAGAAAAACAUUUUUCUUGUUUAAACUAAAACAUUAAUACAUUUUAUUAUUGCUGAUAUUUAGUGGAAUAAACUUUAAAAUUUGAAA